Molecule: messenger RNA, 2324 nt
Organism: Quercus robur (English oak)
Lineage: Eukaryota; Viridiplantae; Streptophyta; Magnoliopsida; Fagales; Fagaceae
Exons: 9
Coding region: 140-1774 (544 amino acids)
Biological process (GO): transcription initiation at RNA polymerase I promoter; nucleolar large rRNA transcription by RNA polymerase I
Cellular component (GO): RNA polymerase I upstream activating factor complex; nucleus
Molecular function (GO): RNA polymerase I cis-regulatory region sequence-specific DNA binding
Source: RefSeq, a predicted model, not a curated record
CGUUACUUCGUCACUUCGUUUUCAUUUAUCACUUGCAUGAGACGCCAUUUUCGAAAAAACACACAUACACUCUCUCUCUCUCCGGGAGAAUCUCAAUCCCGGCGAUAUAUCGCAACCGAGAAAUUAGAAGGAGGAGAAAAUGGUAUCGGACUCGGACCUCGUGAACCGGCUCCGAGAAAUACUCCGGAGCUCGGACCUCGACACGGCCACCGCCGGCAGUAUUCGCCGGCAACUCGAGAAGGAUUUCGGCGUCGAUUUAUCGGACCGGAAAACCUUCGUUAGGGACCAAAUCGACAUUUUCCUUGAAACCCUACCGCCGAAGCAAGAACAAGAAGAGGAAGAAGAAGAAGAGGUUGGUGAAGAAUCGGAGAAUGUGAAGGAAGAAAACGACGUCGUAGAGGAGGAAGAAGAAGGAGAAGAAGAAGAAGAAGAAGAGGAAGUGAGUGAAGCGAAAGGUAGAAAGAAAGGAGGUAGGUCAAACAAGGUAGAUAAAGAAGUCAAGAAAAGGGGAGGUGGCUUCAAUAAAUUAUGUAGCCUUUCUCCAAAACUUCAAGAAUUUGUUGGAGAGCCUGAAUUGGCCAGAACUCAGGUUGUGAAGAAAGUUUGGGCCUAUAUCCGGGAGAAUAAUUUGCAGGAUCCAAAGAAUAGGCGAAACAUAAGAUGUGACGAAUCAUUGCAUACCCUUUUUCGUGUUAAGACUAUUAAUAUGUUUCAAAUGAAUAAAGCCUUGUCCAAGCAUAUAUGGCCGUUGGAAAAUGGAGAUGUGAAGCAAAAGGUAACAGCUGAAGAGAGUGCUGGUUCUGUAUCAGAAGAUGUCAGCAAUGCAGAAGAACAAGAGGAAGACGAUGAAGAAGAGAAAGAAGAAGAAAAAGAAGAGGAAGAAGAAAAAGAGGAGGAAGAAAAAGAGAAGGAAGAAAAAAUCGAAGAGGAAGUAGACGGGGAAGAAGAAGAAGAAGAAGAGGGGCUUAAAGAAGAAAGAAAUGGACAAGGAAGCAAGAAAAGAGAGAGGUCUGCUAAGAAGGUUAAAGAUACCAAGAAAAGAGGAGGUGGCUUUACUAAAUUAUGUAGCCUUUCUCCACAACUUCAAACAUUCACUGGAGCUCCCAACCUGGCAAGAACAGAGGUUGUCAAGAAACUUUGGGCCUAUAUUCGAGAGAAUAAUUUGCAAGAUCCCAAGAAUAGGCAAAAUAUACUAUGUGAUGAAUCGUUGCGUGCCAUCUUUCGUGUUGAUUGUAUCAACAUGUUUCAAAUGAACAAAGCCUUGACCAAGCAUAUAUGGCCGUUAAAUGUGGAAGACGGAGUUCUGGAUGACUCUUUACAAAAAAAGAAGCAGUGCAAACAAGAAGAAGAAGAAGAAGAAGAAGAAGGUGAGAAAGUUCAAGUCUGCGGUAUAAACUCAAUGGGUCAGGAAAGUUUCCUUUGUGUAUAUUACACUAUUCUGCAAAAGUUGGGUACUAGAACAACCUACCCAAAUUCAGAUGAUCCAAAUAGGAGAGGGAAACGACAGAAGAAAGGAAGUUCUGGGCUUCUUGCUUGCCUUCCACUUUCAGAUGCUCUUGUAAAAUUCUUGGGCACUGGUGAAAAUUCAUUAUCUCGGGCUGGUGCUGUAAAGAGAAUGUGGGAGUACAUAAAACAGAAUGAUCUGCAGGACCCAUCUGAUAAGAGGAGAAUUUUAUGCGAUGAUAAGCUAAAAGAACUUUUUGGGGUUGAUUCCUUCAACGGCUUCACAGUCUCAAAGCUUCUGACUACUCAUUUCAUCAAGACAGAACAGUGAGUGUGGCUUGUAUGUAUGUAUAUAAUGUGAGCCCAAGAGGGCAUUUUUGCUCGAGUUAUUAUUACCACAAUCGUCCUAGCCUUGUAGUUGAAUGCUUCUAACAUCUCAAAAAAUUGCAAAUAGGAUUUGACAAUCUUACUGCCAAUGUUUCCGGUGUUCCCUCGUAGCAUUAUAUACUUCCUCUUUUUUUCUUUUUUCUUCCCUAUUUUUUUGGGGAGGGUUGGGGGAGCAUCACUUUGAAUUGUACAGGGACCAUUUUAGUGAAGACGUUGCCACACAUGGAAAGCAUGUUUUUAAGCUUAUUGUCCUCUUUUAGGGACCACAGCAUCAACAACGAAAUCUCCAUGCUUUGUUUGAUCCCUUUGCAACAGAAUCUGCUUCUCUAGUAUUGUUGGGCACACUGCACACACCCCAACAUGUAAGAGAGGAUAGCUUGUAACAUCAAAUACGGUACGUGCUUGUGCAUCACAAGAUUAUAUGUUUUGGACAAUUGCAUGGUUCAUCUUUUUGGAUGACUCCCUGUUUUAUAUGACACCAGGCUUUCAGUAAA